AUGGCUUCGACAGUGAUCACCUUCAGCAAAGAUGGUGUCCAGCCUCCCGUUUUUGUUGCAGGGACAUUUACGAACUGGGUCCCUGUUGAGAUGAGCUGCGAGACCAAUGAGGAUGGAACUUAUGCCAAAGUCUUUUCCUAUACUGUGGACAUCGAUCCCGGCGAAUACCAAUACAAAUUUCGAUUGGGCCCGGGUGAUUGGUGGGUGUUUGAUGAAUCGAAACCCACAGCGAGCGAUGAUUCAGGAAAUGUCAAUAAUGUUCUUACUGUCAAGCCUGAAGACACAAGACUUCCUCCUCCGCAUCCCACAUCGAAAACUCCCAUACCUGCCAUCAGUACGGCUGAUACGCCCAAGUCGAACAGAACUCUGGAAAGACAAACCGUGAAGGAUCCGGCGACGUCCUUGCACACUGCUGAAGAGGCUCCAGACCCCGACAGGGAGGCAGAGGAUAUCGUUCAACCUAAUUUCGUCGUGGUCGAAGAAAAGCCUGUGGCUCCGAGUCAAGCACGUAUUGACAAACUCCCAUCCAUGGAGAACGACCCAAAGAGGAGGGAUGAGGGAUCAGAGAAGGUGGUUGGAAGUCUUGAUGCGAUGAGGGAGGACCACCCCAUUCCAGAUAUUGCGCCACCACCGUAUUCAGUCCAAGAGAAUAAUAUUGCAGCUUCGUCAUUUCCCCAGACAGGAUCUCCUAGUGCGGAUGCUGUUAAGGGCCAGCCCGAAUCGAAGCAGAGUGGCCAAUCAUGGUUUGCCCGAAUGUGUAGCAGAAACGACUCCGCUUUGGAUUUUGUCUUCCCUCCUCUGAAACAGCAAAUGGCGCUCUACACCACUCAAGACAAAGGGAGCAAAGAGUCCUUCAUCGGCCGGAAUCCAAGGACCAAAACACACAUGUCGGAGAAGAAGGAUCAAUGGAACUUCCAACCCACGCUCGCCCAUCCAUUGAUGAACUCUUCCUUUUCAUCCGAACAUGGAGACGUCAAGGAUGAUUCAGAGGCCAGUCCCAGUUAG
Molecule: messenger RNA, 1005 nt
Organism: Rhinocladiella mackenziei CBS 650.93
Lineage: Eukaryota; Fungi; Ascomycota; Eurotiomycetes; Chaetothyriales; Herpotrichiellaceae
Exons: 3
Coding region: 1-1005 (334 amino acids)
Biological process (GO): signal transduction
Cellular component (GO): cytoplasm; nucleotide-activated protein kinase complex; nucleus
Molecular function (GO): protein kinase binding
Source: RefSeq, a predicted model, not a curated record